Messenger RNA from Aethalodelphis obliquidens (Pacific white-sided dolphin), 2506 nucleotides. It is a transcript of the gene IRX2, whose product is annotated as iroquois homeobox 2. Gene Ontology annotation, molecular function: DNA-binding transcription factor activity, RNA polymerase II-specific; RNA polymerase II cis-regulatory region sequence-specific DNA binding. The transcript is spliced from 5 exons. Gene Ontology annotation, cellular component: nucleus. Lineage: Eukaryota; Metazoa; Chordata; Mammalia; Artiodactyla; Delphinidae. Bases 449 to 1873 code for a protein of 474 amino acids. The record is from RefSeq and is a predicted model, not a curated record. Gene Ontology annotation, biological process: regulation of transcription by RNA polymerase II; neuron differentiation; cell development.
CCCCUCCCCGGCCCGUCUCCGCCCCUCCCCCGGCCGCGGCCUGGCGGCUUGAGCCGGCAAAGCGGGCGGGGCAGGGGAGGGGCGGGCGCCCGAAUAUGCAGAUGAACUCGUGACGGACAGCUCUGCGUUCCAAUGUCCCUCGGAAACUCGAGCGCUCCUUCCUCAACUCCUCACUCCCGAGUCCAGACUCCCCCAAACCCCGACCGCCGGCCUGGCGCGCGGCUGCGCCCACCGGCUCCGCGCUGCCGCUGCCGAGGUCGCCGCCGCCGCCGCCCAGCCGCUCCCCCGGCCCGCGGGCCGCCCGGGCUAGUGAGCAGGCCGGCCUCCCUCGGCCGGCGGUCCCCGCGCCCGCCGCCGCCGCGCCGCGCCCCGGCCGGGCGUGGAUGGAGGGCGCCGCGCGCCCUGCCCGCUGUUCGGCGUGACGCGGGCCCGGCGUCCCGCGCCCACCAUGUCCUACCCGCAGGGCUACCUGUACCAGGCGCCCGGCUCGCUGGCGCUAUACUCGUGCCCGGCGUACGGCGCGUCGGCACUGGCGGCGCCGCGCAGCGAGGAGCUGGCUCGCUCGGCGUCGGGCUCGGCGUUCAGCCCUUACCCGGGCUCCGCGGCCUUCACCGCGCAGGCGGCCACGGGCUUCGGCAGCCCGCUGCAGUACUCGGCCGACGCUGCCGCCGCCGCCGCCGGCUUCCCAUCCUACAUGGGUGCGCCCUACGACGCACACACGACCGGGAUGACGGGCGCCAUCAGCUACCACCCUUAUGGAAGCGCGGCCUACCCGUACCAGCUCAAUGACCCGGCCUACCGCAAGAACGCCACGCGGGAUGCCACGGCCACGCUCAAGGCCUGGCUCAACGAGCACCGCAAGAACCCCUACCCCACCAAGGGCGAGAAGAUCAUGCUGGCCAUCAUCACCAAGAUGACCCUCACGCAGGUCUCCACCUGGUUCGCCAACGCGCGCCGGCGCCUCAAGAAGGAGAACAAGAUGACGUGGGCCCCCAGGAACAAAAGCGAGGACGAGGACGAGGACGAGGGCGACUCGGCAAGGAGCAAGGAGGAGAGUCCGGACAAGGUGCAGGAGGGCACCGAGACUUCGGUGGAGGACGAAGGGAUCAGCCUGCACGUCGACUCGCUCACGGAUCAUUCGUGCUCCGCCGAGUCGGACGGAGAGAAGCUGCCGUGCCGGGCCGAGGACCCCCUGUGUGAGUCGGGCUCGGAGUGCAAGGAGAAGUACGACGACCUGGAGGACGACGAGGACGACGACGAGGAGGGCGAGCGGGACCUGGCGCCGCCCAAGCCCGUGACCUCGUCGCCGCUCACCGGCGUGGAGGCGCCGCUGCUGAGCCCCCCAUCCGAGGCCGCGCCCCGCGGGGGCGGCGGCGGCGGCAAGACGCCCCUGGGCAGCCGGACGUCACCGGGCGCGCCGCCGCCCGCCAGCAAGCCCAAGCUGUGGUCUCUGGCCGAGAUCGCCACGUCGGACCUCAAGCAGCCGAGCCUGGGCCCGGCCUGCGCGCCGCCGGGGCUGCCAGCGGCCGCCGCGCCCGCCUCGUCAGGGGCGCCGCCGGGCGGCUCGCCCUACCCCGCGUCGCCGCUGCUCGGCCGCCACCUCUACUACACGUCGCCCUUCUACGGCAACUACACAAACUACGGGAACUUGAACGCGGCUCUGCAGGGCCAGGGUCUCCUGCGGUACAACUCGGCGGCCGCGGCCCCCGGAGAGGCGCUGCACGCGGCGCCCAAGGCUGCCAGCGACGCGGGCAAGGCGGGCGCGCACCCGCUGGAACCCCACUACCGGCCCCCCGGCGGCGGCUACGAGCCCAAGAAAGAUGCCAGUGAGGGCUGCACCGUGGUUGGUGGAGGCCUCCAGCCCUACCUAUAGAAGGGCCGCACACAGCAAUGCAAGUAGGUGUCACAAUUGCUUUGGAAAAAAAGUCAGCAGGCCAUUCUCUCUUCCCAAGUUCAUAAAUAUACAGAUGUAUUAAAAAAAAAAGAUCUCUAAAUCCGGACCACAUCUUGUGCCACUGUAAACGAGGAGGAUCCACAGGGCACUGCCAACCCACAGACUCUAUCGGAACAGACUUUUGUUGGACAUAUGUGAAUUUGUUGGCAUAGUAUAGCUUCCCCAAUGUAUGUGUGACUUUUGAAAACAAUCUUUUUUCUCAGGAUAUCUUGAAUUGAUCACUUCAUUGCCACGGUAUAUAUUCUAUAGGUGUGAUAGGAUUUACUGUAAAGUUUAUUUGUAAAAGAUGUACACAGUAGAAAUAAAACGUGAUUAUAGAACUUGAGUACUUAAGAAGUGGAAACAAAUUUGAUAUUUAUUUUUAUAAUGAUAUAAAGCUUCUAGUAAUUUAUGCAAGUUGUAUUGCAAUGGAAUCUAAACCUUUUGUAAAUAAAUUCUGCCUGGUUUUUAUUUGAACAUUGCUGGUUAUAUAAUCUUUGUUGGUUGUUUAACAAGAAUUCUUUACUAAUUUAUAUCUUAAAUUGUAAAUAAAAGCAAACUAGUCUACAACAA